CGGAACCACCUCACUAUAUAAAGCGCCGCGCUUCUCGCUGGUCUUCACUCCGCUCGUAAGUCAGAUCGCCAGAGCUGCUCGUGUGUGGGUCAACACCGACUUUCUUCAUUUCCAGCACUCUGGUCUAAUGGGAAAACUCUUUGUAAAUGCGUUUUAAGGAUUCUUGCUUGGGAGAAGUACACACUGGCCCUGGCCUCGAGGCUUAUCUGAAAGGAUUCAACUUCACUGGUGAACCUCCUUGGCUGUCCGACAGCUGUUAGCACAUCUUCCGUUCAUCUGUUUCAAAUCUUGAACGAACACCAUGACCUCUGUGACUGGAUCAGACUUUGACUUCGCCUUCCUGGAGGAGGGAUUCUGUGCACGUGAUAUCGUGGAGCAGAAGAUCAACGAGUCCUCACUGUCAGAUGACAAAGAUGCCUUCUAUGUAGCCGACCUGGGUGACGUCCUGAAGAAGCACCUCCGUUGGUUGCGUGUUUUGCCCCGUGUCACACCGUUCUAUGCAGUGAAGUGCAAUGACAGCAGGGCUGUCGUCACGACCCUGGCGUCUCUGGGAGCCGGGUUCGACUGUGCGAGCAAGACCGAGAUCCAGAUCGUGCAGUCUGUGGGUGUCGAGCCAAGCAGGAUAAUCUACGCCAAUCCCUGCAAGCAGGUGUCUCAGAUCAAAUACGCCUCUGCUCAUGGAGUGCAGAUGAUGACAUUUGACAGUGAUGUGGAGCUCAUGAAGGUGGCACGAUGCCAUGACAAAGCCAAACUGGUUCUCCGUAUAGCCACAGACGACUCCAAGGCCGUGUGCAGGCUAAGUGUGAAGUUUGGCGCCACGUUAAAGAGCUGCCGGCUGUUGCUGGAGCGGGCGAAGGAGCUCGGGCUGGACGUGAUUGGAGUCAGUUUCCAUGUGGGCAGCGGCUGCACUGAUCCUGAGACGUACAGCCAGGCAAUCACAGACGCACGCUAUGUUUUUGACGUGGGGGCGGAGCUGGGAUAUAACAUGACCCUGCUUGAUAUUGGCGGAGGCUUUCCAGGCUCCGAUGACACCAAACUGAAAUUUGAAGAGAUCGCUGCUGUGAUUAACCCUGCACUUGAUAAGUAUUUCCCUGUUGACUGCGGCGUGAGGAUCAUUGCUGAACCUGGCCGCUAUUAUGUAGCAUCUGCUUACACGCUGGCGGUCAACAUCAUUGCCAAAAAGGUCAUCAUGAAGGAGCAAUCGUCCUCAGACGAAGAAGAGGAUGGGGCCAGUGACCGAACCCUGAUGUACUACGUGAACGAUGGUGUUUAUGGUUCCUUCAACUGCAUUCUGUACGAUCACGCGCAUGUCCUGCCAACUCUGCACAAGAAACCCAAGCCUGACGAGCGCAUGUACCCAUGCAGUAUUUGGGGCCCGACCUGUGAUGGGCUGGACCGCAUUGUGGAGCAGUGCAGCCUGCCUGACAUGCAGAUGGGCGAAUGGCUGCUGUUUGAGAACAUGGGUGCCUACACUGUAGCUGCUUCUUCCACUUUUAAUGGCUUCCAGAAACCAGAUAUCCAUUACAUCAUGUCCCGCACAGCCUGGCAGUGUAUGCAGCAGAUCCGUGCUCAGGGGAUUCCUCUUCCUGCUGAGGAGCUCUGCACCGGAAACGUGCCGUCCCACUGCGGACGCGAGAGCACACUGGACAUGCCAGCCAAGCCGUGCCCUACUCAAGUGCUGUGAUGCUCGUCGACGCUGACUACCAGAGCGAGAGCCAGUUCUCAUUCAGACAGCGGUUUAUCAUAGCUCUCCAGUGAUUCACACACAAACCCUGUCUGGAGGUCCACCAUUUCAAAAUAUGUGCUGUUGAAUAACAAUAGCUACAUUUGUUCUAAAUGCAGCUGUUUGCCCUCCGUUUGUAUAAGUUCUAAAUGCUCAAACCUGAAAGACGCACAGAAACGCUCACAGUCCUGUGGCCGUUAAAUUUUUUUUUCCGUUUUUUUUUUUUUUUAUUAUUUUUUUUAUACACUUGUAAAAUGAGGCCAGAUACUUGACUGGAGGAUAUGAGGAAGGUUUUAAUGUAUGUCCAGUUUUCUGUGUGUUGGAGGAAGAUUUAAAUAGAAGCUCAUGCUACGUUCUGUUGUGGAGCAUUGAGAGUGAAAAUAUUUAAUGAAAUGGCUGCUUUUUAGUCUUUGAAAAUGAGAUCUUGCCCUUCACACAGACUCAUACAGACUUCCUCCUCCUCAGUGACCAUUUCCAUUUUAUACUUGAUUAGCAAGUUAAUAUUAUUAUUAUUAUUAUUAUUAUUAUUAUUAUUGAUCUGCAAUGUAUGCCACUAAUGCAUUUGAAAUGGAUAUGAAUGAGAUGGGAUUGCAUCUGUAUUGCUUUCCUAUGGAAACUUUUUCCUUUUUAAGUUUUGUAUUUUUAUAAAAAUAAAUGUAGUUGCAAAAAAAAAA
Molecule: messenger RNA, 2397 nt
Organism: Cyprinus carpio (common carp)
Lineage: Eukaryota; Metazoa; Chordata; Actinopteri; Cypriniformes; Cyprinidae
Product: ornithine decarboxylase 1
Cellular component (GO): cytoplasm
Molecular function (GO): ornithine decarboxylase activity
Source: RefSeq, a predicted model, not a curated record